Colletotrichum godetiae is the source of this 1674-nucleotide messenger RNA. Its product is annotated as major facilitator superfamily transporter. The record is from RefSeq and is a predicted model, not a curated record. Gene Ontology annotation, biological process: transmembrane transport. The transcript is spliced from 7 exons. Gene Ontology annotation, molecular function: transmembrane transporter activity. Gene Ontology annotation, cellular component: plasma membrane. Bases 1 to 1674 code for a protein of 557 amino acids. NCBI's taxonomy places the organism in Eukaryota, Fungi, Ascomycota, Sordariomycetes, Glomerellales, Glomerellaceae.
AUGGCUCACUCAAACCCCGCUGAGACGGACGGUCAAGGUCUACCUCCCGGCACCACCAGGCUCAUCGACGUGGACGGCUCCGUCAUCAGCAAACAUGCAUCCGGAUCCGAUGAGGCAGAUAUUGUUCUCAUUCCUCGGCCGUCAGAAGAUCCAGAGGACCCGUUGAACUGGACCAAGAAGCGGAAAUGGCUUGCGACAUCUUGCGUUCUGAUGUACACCAUCAUGAUCGCAAUCCCAAGUAGUGCUGUGUAUUCCGUUGUCACCCCAAUUAGAAAAGCAACGGGGUUGUCGCUUUCUGACAUCAACAACGGAACGGGUAUCAUGUUCUUGUUCUAUGGCUGGGGAUGUCUGAUCUGGCAACCAUUUGCGCUUCAGUACGGCAAGCGACCAGCGUACCUUGCGUCCCUUAUCGCCAAUAUCAUCAUCCUUGCAACCGCCCCGAUGUGCACUACGAAACACACAUACUUGGCCAAUCGCAUACUUCUUGGUUUAUUUGGUGCCCCCGUUGAAUCAUUGGCCGAAAUUUCCAUUACAGACAUCUGGUUUGCGCACCAGCGCCCCAAAUACCUUGCACUCUAUGGGUGGGGUCUUUCGAUGACGGGCAAACUUGCCCCGAUGCUUUCAGGCUUCAUCAACGUGGGCAUGGGUUGGAAGUGGACUCUGUGGUGGUGUUCAAUCUUCAACGGCAUUGCUCUCGUUUACUGUUUUCUCUUCAUGGAGGAGACCAAUUACGAUCGUCCCGCGAGGCCAAUCGAGCACAGGAUAGCACCAGGUCACGCAACCGGAGUUCAAGAGCAACACAACGGAAGUGAUGCGGAUGAGGGGUCUUCUGAAAAGGCUGGCGAGAAAAACAUGACAAACACCAAGCCUGUUGAUACCGAAACCGGACAGAUGAUUUAUCCCCGCAAGACGUACAUUCAAAAACUCGGUGUCAAGGACAAGCCAAGGCCCAACCGCAUGUUGGAUAUUGCGCUGGGUGGACUUAGGGGCUUCACAUACCCCUCUGUCGUUUACGCAGGUCUUAUGUACGGUGCCAACAACUUGGUAUGGUCGGGUGUGCAGAAUGCCACGGCUGGCACUGUCUACACUACCAUGUACGGUUUCUCUACGGCUGGUGUAGCUGCGGCCUACUCCGGUGGCUUGCUCGGUACCAUGGUCGGAGGCUACUACUGUGGUAAGGUCGGUCGCCUGCUCACAAUCCGACUCGCCCGACGCAACAACGGAAUUUCCGAGUCUGAGCACUCGCUCUGGCUCUUCUCUGCAUCCAUGUUCCUGGUCCCGUUUAGUAUGCUUCUAUACGGCCUGGGCGUGACCUACCACAUUCACUGGAUGGGGCUAGUCAUCUCCCAGUUCACCCUCGCCAUCAAUAACGCCCUCGCUGUCGCGGGUUCCCUCGGAUAUGCCAUUGCAUCGUAUCCACAACUCAGCGGUGACAUGAUCACAACGUGCGUCAUAAUUCGCAACACCAUGUCCUUCGCAAUCAACUAUGGAAUUACGCCUUGGCUGAACCAUAUGGGCUAUCGGGAUACCUACAUCAUCGUUGGCGUGAUUGGGUUUGUCUGGAACGCCAGUAUCUUCAUCAUGACCAAGUACGGAAGAACCAUCAGAGAGAAGAGUGCAGAUAGAUAUUGGAGGCAUGUUGCCAAGGCCCAUGCUAAAGGCCUAAGUCAUUGA